Molecule: messenger RNA, 3506 nt
Organism: Lotus japonicus
Lineage: Eukaryota; Viridiplantae; Streptophyta; Magnoliopsida; Fabales; Fabaceae
Product: protein argonaute 7
Exons: 3
Coding region: 184-3246 (1020 amino acids)
Biological process (GO): regulatory ncRNA-mediated post-transcriptional gene silencing
Cellular component (GO): cytoplasm
Molecular function (GO): protein binding; RNA binding
Source: RefSeq, a predicted model, not a curated record
UUACCUCACCUUCUUCCCACUUCUCACUAACCUUUGGUUUGCUCUUUCUUCCUAUUCUGUCUCUCUUUGAACAGUUCUCUAGUUUCUUGUUGUGGCAUCUUCAACCUUGUAUUCAAGGCAUAGAAUCCAAACCAACCCCAUCUUCUCAUAUUCUCUUAUUCUCUCAAAACUCCCAAUCAAAUAAUGGAAGAGACAGAGGAUUCCACCAAUGCUACCCAGAAACUCACCACAAAAACAAGAAGCUUCAUCAAUGGAGCCAACUCUCAUGAGCAUCACCACUAUCAUCAGCAUCAUCAUCUGCUACAGUACUCAGCUCAGGUUGGCUUCUGCAACAACAACAACCAGAACAAGUAUCAGAGGUACUACCCAGCACUUCUUCCUCUACCUUCUCUUAUACCUCUUCAACAACUACCUCUGAUUCCACCCUUCCCUCAAAACCAGAGCAUCAAUUCAAAAACCCAUUUGCAGAAACCUCCAUGCAAACUCAAUAGUUCUCCUUCUUCGGAUUACAAGCUCUCUGAACCAGCUCUUGCUCCUGAUUCAGCCCCAAAGGAACUUCAGCGGCAAACUAAGGAAUCCUUUAAAGGAGAUGAUGGGAGGAAACUCAUUCCAACAAGGAAGCAACAGGACUUAAUUGUUGCAAGGAGGCCAGACUCAGGUGGAAAAGAAGGUUCUGUGAUCUCUCUCCUUGCCAACCACUUUUUGGUGCAGUUUGAUCCAUCCCAAAAAAUUUAUCAUUACAAUGUUGAAAUUACUCCUCAUCCCUCCAAGGAUGUGGCAAGGGAAAUCAAACAGAAAUUGGUAAAUAACAAUUCUGCUAUGCUCUCGGGUGCUCUGCCGGCAUAUGAUGGGAGACAGAAUCUUUACAGUUCAAUUGAAUUCCAAAACGAUAAGCUUGAGUUCUACAUUAGCCUCCUAAUCCCAACAAGCAAACUGACUUCACCUUAUGGAGAAAUGUAUGACUUGAAGGAGAAGAAAGAACAGCAUAAACUGUUCCGGAUAAAUAUCAAACUAGUCUCAAAGAUUGAUGGGAAGGAGUUAACUAACUACUUGAGCAAAGAGGGUGAUGAAUGGAUUCCACUUCCACAGGAUUAUCUACAUGCUUUGGAUGUAGUUCUGAGGGAAAGCCCGACUGAGAAAUGCAUACCUGUAGGGAGAUCAUUCUACUCAAAUUCAAUGGGAAGAAGCAAAGACAUUGGGGGAGGAGCUGUGGGAUUGAGGGGAUUCUUUCAGAGUCUUCGACCGACCCAACAAGGACUUGCUCUCAAUCUCGAUUUCUCAGUAACUGCAUUCCAUGAGAGUAUAGGAGUGAUUUCAUACUUGCAGAAACGCCUCGAGUUUCUUCGAGACCUUUCUCAAAGGAAGACAACUCAAUUAACUUGUGAAGAAAGGAAGGAAGUGGAGAAGGCACUGAAGAACAUCAGGGUCUUUGUUUGCCACAGAGAAACAGUUCAGAGAUACCGUGUCUACGGCUUAACUGAGGAGGCUACUGAAAAUCUUUGGUUUGCUGACAGGGAUGGACAGAAUCUGAGGCUUGUGAAUUACUUCAAAGAUCACUAUAACUACGACAUACAAUUCCGAAAAUUGCCAUGCUUGCAGAUUAGUAGGAGUAAACCUUGUUAUCUUCCUAUGGAGCUUUGUGUGAUCUGCGAAGGCCAGAAAUUCCUCGGGAAACUGUCGGAUGAUCAGACAGCAAGAAUACUCAAGAUGGGCUGCCAAAGACCAGGAGAACGAAAAACCAUCAUCGAAGGAGUCAUGAGAGGAAAUGUUGGGUCUACCAGUGGUGAGCAGGAAAGAGAAUUCAAACUCCAAGUCUCAAGAGAAAUGACAAAGUUGACUGGGAGAAUUCUUCACCCUCCCAAACUAAAGCUUGGAGAUGGAGGUCAUGUGAGAAACCUUACUCCUUCACGCCAUGACCGUCAGUGGAACCUUCUAGAUGGCAAUGUCUUUGAAGGAACUACAAUUGAAAGGUGGGCACUUGUAAGCUUUGGGGGCACCCCUGAGCAGAAGUCUAAUAUCCCUAGAUUCAUAAACCAAUUAUGUCAAAGGUGUGAACAACUGGGCAUUUUUCUUAAUAAGAACACAGUUAUGAGUCCCCAGUUUGAAUCAAGCCAGGUUCUUAACAAUGUCACACUUUUGGAAUCUAAGCUCAAGAGAAUCCAGAGGACUGCCUCAAACAAUCUCCAGCUUCUUAUUUGUGUAAUGGAGAGAAAACACAAAGGGUAUGCAGACUUGAAACGGAUUGCUGAGACAAGUAUCGGUCUCAUAAGCCAAUGCUGCCUGUACCCAAAUCUGUGCAAGUUAAGUUCACAGUUCUUGGCAAAUUUGGCCCUCAAAAUCAAUGCCAAAGUUGGUGGAUGCACAGUUGCCCUCUACAACUCACUGCCUUCUCAAUUACCACGCCUCUUUCACAUCGAUGAGCCCGUGAUAUUCAUGGGAGCCGAUGUGACUCAUCCUCAUCCUCUUGAUGAUUCCAGUCCAUCUGUUGCUGCUGUUGUUGGUAGCAUGAAUUGGCCAACAGCAAACAAGUACAUUUCAAGAAUAAGGUCCCAAACACACAGACAAGAAAUUAUCCAGGAUCUUGGUCCAAUGGUGGGGGAAUUGCUUGAUGAUUUUUAUCAGGAGGUAGAGAAACUCCCCAACCGAAUAGUUUUCUUUAGAGACGGAGUUAGCGAAACACAAUUUCACAAAGUGAUGCAAGAGGAACUGCAAUCCAUAAGACACGCAUGUGAAAGGUUUCCUGAUUAUAAACCUCUCAUUACCUUUGCAGUUGUGCAGAAGAGGCAUCACACAAGGUUGUUUCCCUUUCCCGGUGAAACUGAUCCGUCUUCCCCUCAGAAUAACUUUUUAUACGAAAACAUUCCUCCCGGGACCGUGGUCGAUUCAGUGAUUACUCAUCCGAAGGAAUUUGAUUUCUAUCUCUGUAGUCAUUGGGGUGUGAAAGGAACAAGCAGACCAACUCAUUACCAUGUCUUGUGGGAUGAAAACCAGUUUACUUCUGAUGAGCUUCAGAAGCUGGUUUACAAUUUGUGCUACACUUUUGUUAGGUGUACAAAGCCAAUUUCUUUGGUGCCUCCUGCAUAUUAUGCACAUUUAGCUGCAUACAGAGGAAGACUUUACCUUGAGCGAUCAGAGUCCUUAGGUUUGUUCAGAAACACAUCUACAUUAUCAAGAGCUGCUCCUCCAAAGACAGCACCACUUCCUAAACUUAGUGAAAACAUCAAGAAGCUCAUGUUCUACUGCUAGUGAUAACUCUUCUGGACAUGCCAUUUGAUUUUUAGAUAGUGUUAAUUACAUGACCAGCCUUUAGUUUGUGCAGGAUAAAAUAUCAGUGGAGUAUAAGAAAUUGAAGAAUAUGUAAUCUUUUCUUUGUCAAGGCCAAUGAUUCAAGUUGUUCAGAAUGCAUUUCUAACUGUUCAUUUAUUUUCUUGUUUAAUUUUUACAUUCAUAAGAUAAUUAGUACUAAUUUACAUUUGAUGUUGAAAGUUGAAACUGAAUUACAUCUG